UUGUCACUCACUCCACUCCACUCCACUACUUCACUCACUCAUCAACAUUUAAAUCAAAACUUCUACAAAAUAUACCAUUCUUUCAGCAUCUGUCCUAUUUCUUACACGGCGAUCAUCUUCUUCCUUACACUUUGCCACGUUAAUCAAAACCCAUUUACAGAUGGCACUAUGCAUGGAAACCCCAUAUUCUCACUACCCAUUUGAUUACUUAUAUAAACACCAUCAUUUAACCCAGUUAAUUCAUCAACCAAAGCAGUGCACACCAACUGUUUGAUAAAAAGCCCAGCUGAAAAAAUAUACAUAAUAAGAGAGUUAAAGUAGUAAGAAAAAGAUGGGGUUGUUGAAAGGGAAAGUGUCUGUAAUUCUGCUGGUGUUUUCUCUGCUGGUAGUGUUAUGCGCUAGUCUCUCUGUAUCCAAGGAAGAUCAACAGCUGAGACUAUGCAAGGAACACUGCAGGCAGCAGAGGCAGCUUGACAGCAGACAGAGGCAUCAGUGUGAGACUGCCUGUGAGGAGUACAUCAGAGAGAAGGAGAGGAGAGAGCAGAGGGAUGAGCCGCAGUCGCGGCACGACCCCGGAAAGGAGUACAGAGAGUGCAGGCAGAGGUGCCAGGAGGAGAAGGAGGGUAAGAGACAGGAGCAGGUCUGCGAGAGCGAAUGCGAGCAGAGGAAGAUAGAGCAGGAGAGGGAGAUUAGGAGGAGGAGAGAUGAGGAUGAUGAGAUUGUAGGAAGGAAGAAGGAGAGAAGCGAAGACGAGGAAGAAGAAGAGGAAGAGAGCAGUGGUAAAGGUAGGCCUUAUGUGUUUGAUGAUCAACAUUGGAGUACAAAACUAAAGGCAGAAGAAGGGAGAGUGAGAGUUCUUCAGAAGUUUACAAAAAGGUCUAAACUUUUUAAAGGGAUUGAGAAUUUUAGGGUGUUGAUCUUUGAGGCUAAUCCUCAGACUUUUGUUGUUCCUAAUCACUGGGAUGCUGAUGUUGUCCUCUUUGUUGCCCAAGGAAAGGGUACCGUGAGUCUAGUUUACACAGACAGAAGGGAGAGCUUCAAUAUAGAACGUGGUCAUGUGAUGGUGAUACCCGCUGGAGUGACUGCAUAUUUGAUCAACAGAGGAAACAAUGACAAAUUAAUCUUGGUCAAGCUCAUCAAUCCUGUUUCGAACAUCGGAAAGUUUGAGUCAUUCUUCGGGCCAGGAGGUGACAACCCAGAAUCAUAUUUCAACGCCUUCAGCUCUGACAUACUCCAAGCAGCCUUCAAGACAUCAGAGGAUAGCCUGAAGAGGAUAUUCUCGCAGCAGAGAGAAGGAGCUAUAAUAAAGGCAUCUGAGGAACAAAUCAGGGCUUUGACCCAUGAAAAAGGCAGCCACUGGCCUUUUGGAGGGAAGGGUUCAAGGGGUUCAGGCCCAUUUCAUCUCUUAAGGCAGAAUCCUAGAGAAUCUAAUGACUUUGGGUCACUCUUUGAAGUUGACUCGAACGACUACCGACAACUCCGAGACCUCAAUGUUGCGGUUGCCUUUGCCAACAUCACUCAGGGAUCCAUGCACACUCCAUACUACAACUCAAGGGCCACAAAGAUAGCAGUGGUGCUAAAUGGAAAAGGCUACUUUGAGAUGGCUUGUCCUCAUGUAUCUAAGUCUGGCCACAAGCAGCAGCACCACCACCACCACAAUGAGAAAAGCAGGCGAGGCGAAGAGGAGACAUCCCCGGUCCACUAUGAGAAGAUCAACUCAGAGCUCAGAGAAGGCUCGGUGUUUGUAGUCCCUCCUGCUCACCCCUUCGUCACUGUAGCUUCUGAGGAUGAAAACUUAGAGGUCAUUUGCUUCGAGAUCAAUGCCGAGAACAACCAUAAAUUCCCACUAGCAGGACAAAGGAAUAUACUGAAGAACAUUGAGAAGGAGGCAAAGGAGUUGGCCUUCGCAACCUCAGCAGAGGAGGUGGAUGAGGUGUUUAGGAGUCAAGAGGAGGAGUUCUUCUUCAAAGGGCCGAGGCAGCAAGAGCAUCGCCGAGGCUACUCCAUCAUCUAAGAUGCCGGAAAGAGUCUGACUCCGAGACUGAGGCUAAGGCUAAGGAAUGAGACCUAACCAAUCCCGAGUUUUGAAAGCUGUUUGGUUUUGUAGAGGGUAAAAAAGAUCCGUUCUUGUUGUGUAAUUUAGUUUUCCUGUAUAGUUCUUCUUGUGUAAAUACCCUCCUCAUAAGUGUAACAGCCGAAGUUAACCAAGCUUUGUUACAUAAAUAAUAGUAUGAGGAGGUGAACUCAGGUGGUAAUAAAAUGUACUACCAGUUUUUGUUGUGCAA
This is a messenger RNA of Chenopodium quinoa (quinoa), 2285 nucleotides long. Its product is annotated as vicilin-like antimicrobial peptides 2-2. The transcript has 6 exons. Lineage: Eukaryota; Viridiplantae; Streptophyta; Magnoliopsida; Caryophyllales; Amaranthaceae. Bases 332 to 2014 code for a protein of 560 amino acids. The record is from RefSeq and is a predicted model, not a curated record.